Cylicostephanus goldi is the source of this 429-nucleotide messenger RNA. The record is from the annotation of a GenBank genome assembly. Lineage: Eukaryota; Metazoa; Nematoda; Chromadorea; Rhabditida; Strongylidae.
AUGUUGAUAUGGACUUACAGAGUAUCGCCUCCUGGUGGAGAUUUUGCUGAUCCUGUCACAUCCGCUACUCUUGGUAUUGUGCAGGUAUUCUGGGGAUUGGAUAAGAAGCUUGCCCAACGAAAGCACUUCCCUUCAAUCAAUUGGUUGAUCUCUUACAGUAAAUACAUGCGUGCUUUGGAAGAUUUCUACGAAAAGAGCUACCCCGAAUUUGUUGCACUGCGAACGAAAUGCAAAGAGAUUUUGCAGGAAGAAGAAGAUCUUUCCGAAAUCGUGCAACUAGUAGGUAAAGCUUCGCUCGCCGAAUCUGACAAGAUCACUCUCGAAGUUGCCAAGCUCAUCAAGGAUGACUUCCUCCAACAGAACGGAUAUACCCCAUAUGACCGAUUCUGCCCAUUUUACAAAACCGUAGGGAUGUUGAAGAAUAUGUGA